ACCACCAACAUCAUCUCCACCGUCACUGUAGCCGCGACGACCACCGUGACCCGUCCGCGCGAGUAACCGUUGCACGGUCAGCGGCCACCAAACCACGCUAGCAGGUCUGCUAUAACGCAUUCCCGUCGAUUCACUAACGUUGAAGCUCAGCACCCACGACUCAACCGGUUUCGACUUGCCACACGCAAUUGUCAUCUCCGUCUCCGCUUUCACACAUCCGAUCGACCACAUUACCUCCACGUUGUAUUAGCGUCCUCGCAAACGGGCGCUAGAACAGACAGUCAAUCAAAGUAACUCGAAUAAUCAAGGAUUACAGGGAUUUAAACAAAAGGACCAAAAUGGACGCCAAAUCAAAAGAAGAUUCAAACAUCAGCCUAACACUUCGGCUAAUUAUGCAAGGAAAGGAAGUUGGUAGUAUAAUAGGUAAAAAAGGAGAGAUUGUCAAGCGGUUCAGAGAAGAGUCUGGUGCCAAAAUCAAUAUAUCUGACGGUUCUUGUCCUGAAAGGAUAGUGACAAUAUCAGGAUCUACCGAAGCCAUCUACAAAGCGUUUUCUUUAAUAUGCACAAAAGUUGAAGAGUUUAUUGAAAUGCAAAAUGGUAAAACUGGUGCAACAGCAAUAGGAAAGUGUGGUAUGACACUACGGUUAAUUGUCCCAGCAUCACAGUGUGGAUCUUUGAUUGGCAAGGGGGGUAAUAAAAUAAAAGAAAUAAGAGAAGCCACUGGUGCACAAAUACAGGUGGCCUCAGAUGUACUUCCUCAGUCUACAGAAAGAGCAGUUACAUUAACUGGUACAAGAGAUUCUAUAACACAGUGCAUAUUUCAUAUUUGCGCAGUUAUGGUCGAAUCUCCGCCGAAAGGUGUUACAAUUCCAUAUCGUGCUAAACCUCAAAUGGGAGCACCAGUUAUUUUGGCUGGCGGACAAGCAUUUACUCUGGCGAGUGCAGGAUCUGCAGCUGGGUGUGAUGUGGGUACCAUGAUGGUAGGUGGAGGACCAUAUAAUGCACCAAUGCUUAUGGUUCCACCAACUCCUGGUGCAGCAGCAAGUCUAGGCUUGAUUGAUCCAUUGGACUAUCCUCUUCUGAAAAACGCAUUUGGACCUUCACAAUUGGGAAAAUUGGCUGGAAAUCCGUUGGCUGGACUUGCUGCACUUGGACUCGGAAGUUUGGGAGGACCUGCAAAUUCAUUUAAUCCCGCUGCAUUGGCAGCAUUAGCUGGUAGCCAAUUGAGGUCUAAUGGUUCUGGAGCCAAUAUCAAUAACAGAUCCGGAGGUGGUCAACAAACUCAUGAAAUGACUGUACCGAAUGACUUGAUUGGCUGCAUCAUUGGCAAAGGUGGAACUAAAAUUGCAGAAAUCAGACAAAUCAGUGGUGCGAUGAUACGAAUCUCAAACUGCGAAGACCGCGAGGGUAGUGCGAGUACGGAUAGGACUAUAACGAUAACCGGAAAUCCCGACUCAGUGGCAUUAGCUCAGUACUUGAUCAAUAUGAGCUUGGACAUACAGCGAGCAACGAUGCUGCAAUCGGAAAUCCAACACCAUCACCAACACCACCAGCAGCAGCAACAGCUAGUGUUGCCGCCACACCAGUACCCGUUCCCCGUACACGUGCUUACCACCAACACCACCACCACAUCCACAGCCACAAACACCCAGACCACAAAUCCACCGGCCGCCACCCACUCACUGCAGCCGUCCCACCACCAGUACGUGACCGCAGCCGACAUACCCAUCCAGCACCAUUUCCACAGUUCCGCGGCGGCCCUGUUGUCGCCACAGCCGGCCGUCGCCAAACACAAACCGGACCGCGUCAAGUUCAUGCCUUACUGAAAAAAUAAAUAAAUAAAUAUAUAUUGCUGCCCAGUCCCAAGAUCGAUUUCAAACGCUCCCCGCCGUCUUCUGAAAACUAUAACCACCACUCACAAAACAUCCCCUUCAUCUCAAAACCACAAGACGAGUCUCCGUAUCGACGAAACAGAAUGCGUAUACGACGUAUGUCGACGAUGGUCAUACCGAAAAUUCCGGGAAACGCGUUCGUCUCGGUCGCGUUUUAUGAUAACAUUUCGUCAAAUUUCUAAUUCACUUGGCCGCAAAUGAACAGAAUAGAAAUGGGAUUGAUGGUCUCCGCUGAUAGGUAUUUGCAACGUGGUGACCAAAUAUGGUUCCAGACUGCGCUCAAGUAAUUACAUGCAUUUCUUAUACGAAAUCGCGCCCGACCAGUACCGCCGCGAUGAAUUAUAUUUGAAAUAUUCAACUUAAGAUUCCACUUAAAUAACAUUAUUUACGACCACGACUUCAAAUGUUUCCGUCACAUUAAUGUCAUCGUUCAUUUAUUCAUCGAAUCAUUCAGUUAAAACUAUAUUUAUCGAGUCAUAGAUUAUCCCAUAAUUUCGUACGAGUAAUAUUUUCUUCCCCUAUGUGUUACGUAAGAACUAAAUUUCAGACUUGGAAGACUACGACGGUAAGAAUACAAUCGUACAAUAGGACGUGGAUGGAUAAAGAUACUUAUUCAUUCGAAAACGUAGAUAUGUAUAAGUUAUUUUGCGAGUACUUUUGUGGAUGGUAAUUAACAAAACAUUAUAUUAUAAUAAAAUGGAUAAUUUCUGUUUAUGACAUUGUGAUUUCAUUAGGUAC
Sipha flava (yellow sugarcane aphid) is the source of this 2630-nucleotide messenger RNA. It is a transcript of the gene mub, whose product is annotated as poly(rC)-binding protein 2. The record is from RefSeq and is a predicted model, not a curated record. Gene Ontology annotation, cellular component: cytoplasm; nucleus. Gene Ontology annotation, molecular function: mRNA binding. Gene Ontology annotation, biological process: regulation of gene expression; regulation of RNA metabolic process. NCBI's taxonomy places the organism in Eukaryota, Metazoa, Arthropoda, Insecta, Hemiptera, Aphididae. The coding region runs from base 339 to 1826 and encodes 495 amino acids. The transcript is spliced from 11 exons.